Molecule: messenger RNA, 2133 nt
Organism: Bacidia gigantensis
Lineage: Eukaryota; Fungi; Ascomycota; Lecanoromycetes; Lecanorales; Ramalinaceae
Exons: 3
Coding region: 1-2133 (710 amino acids)
Source: RefSeq, a predicted model, not a curated record
AUGUUACAGUACAUACUUCAGGGAGCAGACCAACCUCCAUCUUUCCCAGAGACUGCCAUCGAAAGUCCCCAAAGCUCAGGUUUUAAUUCCUUGCCCUCUCAGAAUCAUUUGCUAUGUGGGCCAUGCUCAGGUAUCACUCCUGCUUUCUUCAGAACACCUAAUGCCCAGAUCAAAUUGUACGAUAGCAAGUCGGAAUUAAGGGCUUCAGCCGCCAAUGGAUGCCCUCUUUGCGCCAUCCUCCUUGGGCGUUUGGAAUCAUACUUUGGAUGGUAUGUCGAAGAAGAAAAGACUAUCGAGUAUGUGGAUGAUGCCGCUGGGGCAGUAAGUGUGAUGUGGCGCCCUGAGCGUGGAAUCAAGGUUGAGGAAUCGGACUCUGCAGCCAACUCAGAGCAAUUGACAAAGCCUCUUGCGGCUGAUGAGUUGGGACUGUAUGUGUUCAGUGGAUCGGAUCAUUUCACAAUGCCGUGGAAAGCACUCGUUGUGAGCGGUCUUCCGUAUUGCGAUUAUAUACCUACUGAGAUUAAUGGCCAACAGGAGCCCAAAACGUUGUUGGCGGAUCAGCUGGAGCGGAGGAUACGUGAUUCAGAUACACGGUAUAUGACUCUAAGUCACUGUUGUGGCCAGAGUCCUGAAACAGUAUUCAAAACGACAUCACAUAAUAUUCAAGAACGGCUACGAGAAUUCGAAUUCACCCAAUUACCGCCCACAUUCCGAGAUGCAAUAGUACUAACCACGAAGCUUGGUGUGCGUUACCUAUGGAUCGAUUCGUUGUGUAUCAUUCAAGAUUCUAAGGAAGACUGGAAUCACGAAGCUUCGAUGAUGGGGGAGAUUUACAGCAACUCAUAUUGUACAUUAGCUGCGACAUCAUCUGUAGACAGUAACGGCGGGCUUCUUUGCUCUAGAGACCCAAAAACAUCCUCAUCAUGUAUUCUGGUGUAUCCAUCUGAGACAGGCACAUCUGAGGGGAUCAUCAUUCACCCGGCUUUACCUAUCAGUACAUUUGAAGAAUCUGCCUUGAAGCAAGAGCCUUUGUUGAAAAGAGCCUGGACUCUGCAAGAACGCGAUCUCUCACCUCGCACUCUACAUUUUUUGAGCAAUCAAAUCUUGUGGGAGUGUCGAAAUCAGAAGGCAAUGGAAUCUGAUCCUCAAAAGGCCUUCUCAAAGUCGCUAUUGGCUCCAUUGAAUGGCGCUUCUCACUUUGUUGACGCGGUGAAUGGCGGGGCUUCUAAUCACAUGAUCCACUGGUACGCGAUGGUGAAGGAUUAUUCUGACCGGCGUCUGACCUUCAAGGAGGAUAAACUGCCAGCAAUAGCCGGUAUGGCAAAGAAGAUGCAAGAGCUCACUGGCGACGGCUAUGUUGCUGGUCUCUGGAAAAGGGACAUCCUCCGCGGCCUUUGUUGGCAGACUCAAUCAAAGACUUAUUAUAAUUCUCGGGAAGACGGCCACUAUAUCGCACCAUCGUGGUCAUGGGCUUCAGUUGACUGUGGGAUCCAGUGGCCAUAUGAAGUUCUCGAGUAUCAGCAAGUAAGUGAGCAAGAGAAGACAAUGGUCCUAGACGUCGAGGUCGAGACAGCCACUCCAGAUCCGACUGGCCGGAUAUCAAGUGGCAGGAUCCAACUUGGAGGCUCUGCACGCGUAGUCCAAAAACACGACGAUCCGAAUGGAUACAUUGGUCAUCCAGCCUACUACCGCGAGAGUAUGCGAACCUACAGCAUCAUCGAGGAUCCUGAAUUCAUGUGGAAGCCAAUCGGCACGAUGCUUAUGGACCAUAAUUCCGCGAUUGAAGAUUACGAGCCUGUCAUCUUAUUGAAGAUUCUACAAGAGAAGGCACGUGGCAACCAACAACAAGGAGACAUCAUUGCUCUAGUAUUGAUCAUCAACCGAAAACCCGAGAAAAAGAAUGAGGGUCAGCAUGGGCAAAGUCCUACUGCCAAGGCAGAAGCAAAGGAGUCCCACGGCUUUCGAAAGCACGUGACAAAUUCGUUGAAGACAUUUGCAAGUACGGUCACCAAACGCAAGCCGCCUACAAAUAAAACGGAAGACCUCAUGGUCAAAAGAGUUGGGAUAGCGCGAGUCACUGGCGAGAGCGGCAAAUGGCUUUCAGGUCCCUUCAUCAAAAUGAUCAUUGAAUGA